Messenger RNA from Populus euphratica (Euphrates poplar), 1178 nucleotides. RefSeq names its product disease resistance protein RGA2-like. The record is from RefSeq and is a predicted model, not a curated record. Bases 18 to 1178 code for a protein of 386 amino acids. The transcript is spliced from 3 exons. NCBI's taxonomy places the organism in Eukaryota, Viridiplantae, Streptophyta, Magnoliopsida, Malpighiales, Salicaceae.
UUGUUCAAGCAGUUGACAUGCACCAGGCAUUGAAUUUGUCAGGGUCUUCAAUCAAAGAAAUACCAAACGAGGUAGGGAAAUUGAUACAUUUGAGGCACCUCAAUCUGGAAUUUUGUGGAGAGUUGGGGUCCCUGCCAGAAACCAUGUGUGAUUUAUGCAAUCUGCAAUCCCUAGACGUUGCUUGGUGUCGUUCUCUCAGGGAAUUGCCCAAGGCGAUUGGAAAACUUAUCAAAUUGAGGCAUCUCUGGAUUAAUGGUUCAGGAGUGGCCUUCAUACCAAAGGGAAUAGAGAGGAUAACAUGUCUUCGAACAUUAGAUAAGUUUAUUGUGUGUGGUGGUGGUGAGAAUGAAAGUAAAGCAGCUAAUCUAAGAGAAUUAAAAAACUUAAAUCACAUUGGAGGGAGUCUUGAGAUACGGAACCUACGGGGAGGUGUAGAAGAUGCGAGUGACGCUGCAAAAGCACAACUCAAGAAUAAGAAACGCCUGCGUUGUUUGCUAUUGGCUUUCGACGGAGAGAAAACAGAGUUGCAAGCAAAUGAAGGCUCUUUAAUUGAAGCUUUACGGCCUCCGUCAGACUUGGAAGAUCUAACCACAUAUGGGUACGGAGGGUUGGAUUUGCCAAAUUGGAUGAUGACAUUAACCAGAUUACAGGUGCUUACACUCCGUUAUUGUGAAAACGUGGAGGUCUUGCCUCCGUUGGGGAGAUUGCCCAACCUUGAAAGCCUGGAAUUGAGGUCGUUGAAGGUGAGAAGGUUGGAUGCUGGAUUUUUAGGUAUAGAAAAAGAUGAGAAUGGCAGUAUUAAUGAUGGAGAUAUUGCAAGGGUCACUGCUUUCCCCAAAUUAAAAAAACUUGAGAUUUGGAAUCUCACAGAAGUAGAAGAGGGGGAUGGAAUUGAAAGGAGAUCAGUGGGAGGAGAAGAUGCCACCACAACUUCAAUAUCCAUUAUGCCACAACUUCGACAGUCGACAAUUCGUAAUUGCCCGUUGUUGAGAGAACUACCAGACUAUGUCUUGGCAGCGCCUCUACAGGAAUUACACAUAAGGAGUUGCCCCAAUUUAAGGAAACGUUACGAGGAGGAGAUGGGUGAAGAUUGGCAAAAGAUUUCUCACAUCCCAAACAUUUGUUUUGAUGAUUGGGUGAGGAAGGUUGAGUGCUUAAGUGGCAAAAGAACUCUUUAG